GGGGGGGCGUGGGCGUGGGUUGACCGGCUUUCUCGGAGGCUCAGACACAAUGAACCGUCAGACGGAGAGGGGCACGCGCGUUGGGCCCGGGGCAUUAGCAUGAUUUUAUAACAUUAAUAUUUUUAGACGUGCCUUGAUAUUGUUUUUUAAACUUCCUCUUAAACUGCUGACACACCGUAUGACCGCAUCAACUCUCGACUGGAAGCAGGUUGGACGUCGAGUUUGAGGAGAACGAGGUCGGGAUCAGACCAACGUCACAGUUUGCCCCUCCUAGCGAGACUUUUCGUUCUUUUUCCCCCCCGCGGACACAUACACUAAAAAAACCGAAACCGAUCAAGAUAAAAAAAAAUGUCGCUGCCUGCUUCGUCUGAUUACUUCGCCGCGGAGUGUCUCGUCUCGAUCUCCAGCGGUCCCGUACUGCACAGACCCACUCCGGUGGCCCCCGCCAGCCAGCCAGCCCCGGUGGGCCUUCACCCCGGGGAGCCCGACGGGUCGAGCGAGGACAGGGAAGUUCGAGAGACGCUGAGGCUGGAGGGAACCAACAUGAUGACGGUGGCUGGGAUCCUCACCGACCUGCACAGCAAGUUCCGCCCGAUGUCGGCCUACUCGGAGAGCAGCAACUCCUCGUGCGGUGGGGAGAGCGGGUACACCACGUUGUCCGACCCCACCACCCCGACCAUGACCCCCUCCGCAACACCCGUCCCCGGACAGCAGCAGCAUCAUCUCCAGCAGCAGCACCUCCGAGGGGCCGGGGGAGUCGGGCCUCCACGGUCCCCCGUCAAGCGACAUCAGUGCACUUUUGACGGAUGCGACAGAGUUUACGGGAAAUCAUCGCACCUGAAGGCUCACAUCCGGACACACACAGGUGAGAGGCCUUUCCCCUGCACCUGGCCCAAGUGCGAGAAGAAGUUCGCCCGCUCCGACGAGCUCGCCCGCCACACCCGCACCCACACGGGGGAGAAGCGCUUCCUGUGCCCGCUGUGCGACAAGCGCUUCAUGCGCAGCGACCACCUGAUUAAACACGCCCGCCGCCACCCCGACUUCCAGCCCUCCUUGCUGGCUCGCUGCAAGGCCACGCCCGCGUCUUCCCACCAACCCGCCCACACCUAGGAGGGCGCUUAGGUGAUGUCCGUUUCAAAGUCAACCAGCUACAAUCAAAUCCACCGGGCCGUACUCCAAAACACACAUGCACACACACGCAAGGAAGAGGAGAAUAUCUAAGAAAUCUCCCCAUUUCAGUCCUCACUUCCCCAAAAAAUGAACUCUUCGGACCUACCGCUCUUCCACUUGCGAUUCCUGGUUGCACACGCGUGUAUAGAAGUUUACAGAACAGCAGAUUGGACUAAGCCUUCUGAGGUGUUAGAGCUUUACUGCAGGUGGGUAGAAAUUACGCAGCGCUGCGUGAAACUGAACAUAUGCAAGAACAAAAGAGGAAGUGCUUUUAGAGAUUUACCACACAACGGUAGAUGGAUGGAUUUUCUCCAGAACAUAAUUGGUUCCUCGCCACCCCUCUGAAAUUUAAAGGUACAAAACGCCUGUAAAAUUCAGUCAUACCAAGAAACAUUCCUGAAGCUUGCCUCCAACAUAACGUUAAUACUGUUACCACCUUUUCUAACCAAAAAAAAACCCAACCCCACAACUCACAGAAUACCUCAUUGUUUAACGCAGGUUCACGGCAGCACAAUCAGUUUCAGUCCGGAUGCUUUCUCUUUAGCUUCAACCGGAACGGUGGAGUGCAUCCCAAGCCAUACAGAACUCAGAAUCCUAACGUCUCAGAUUCGAACACUUUUUUGCAAGUUGCAGGGAUUUUUCACAUUUUCUUUCAUUUCUGUAAAAAAAAAAAAAAAAAAAAAAAAGAAGAAAAAGACAAAAGAUGAUGUUCAUACUUCUCCUCAUUCAAAUUUUCACUGGUUUCUCCUGGUUCAUCCAUAGGGCUAAGCGUUAAGUUUGUGAUAUUAGGUAGCCGGGCGGUGACUAGAACUUUUUUUUUAUUUUUGCUGUUGCUUUGCUUUUUUUUUGCGUCCUAGCGAUGAACCAUUCAUGUUUAUUCAUUAUUAGUGACUAUAUGUGGAAUAUCUUGUCGAUAUUUCCAUCCGAUCGCAUCGUUUGGUCGGGAAGCUGAACACACCUCUCUGUAGACAAGCAGUUUGCACACCACUCUGAAGGCUAGAAUCAUUAUCUUCACAUAACACGCCGCAGUGUUAUGUCUAAUAUUGAUGCAAUUGUAUAUAAGCUUUAAGCUUUUAAUGUAGAAUAAAUGGUAAUGCUACUAGCAGCAGAAAUUAUACAUGUAGUCCUUAUAUUAGGGGUAAUAUUAUGCUAGAUAGGUUGGCAUUGCCAGUGAGAGUUGGUGUGUGUGUGUUUUGUUUUCUUUUUUUUUUCUCUUUAUAUUUUGAAAGGAUAGUGAUUGAAAUUGUAAGUGUGUGCGUGUGUAAAAGUUGGACUUUUUUUAAAUUUUUUUUUUUUACUUUUCUCGGCGGGGUAGAGAAUGGAUGUGUGUUUAGCUCGGUGCUGCCUUCAGAUUAAAAGCAUUCGAUCCUCUGGCUCUGUCGGACCAGAUGGUAGAAUGUGUGGAAGUGCGUGGGAUCAGGUGUGCCAGAUGGAUUUUUUUUUUUUCCCCUCUCCUUCUUCCGACUUCUUUUUAUUCCAAUGCUGACAAACAAGUCGCACAGGUCCCACUGGAAGAAUAAUCUGAUUGCGACAGUGUUUUUUUUGGGGUUUUUUGUGGAAAUCAAAACAUGGUUGCUAGGCAUUUGGAUCAUCGGCACUGAAGAAGAGCUGGCGUCAGUAAUAAGAUGCAAACAAAACAUGGCUGCCAUCACUUGACCAAACGAAAGCAGCCAACAAUUCUGACUGCUACAUUGUCAGACCCGAUGUGUUAAAUAAUAAUAAUAAUAAUAAUAGGUUUUAAUAGCCUAAAACGUUCAGUCUGGUGCUGCUUGCUUUGCUGCUUUGUCAUUAUCCACAGUUACAGUUUUCAUCACUCUUCAGUCAAAAUUUCAGUGGAGAAGAAAGAACAUGCAGUUCAUUCCUACGCUGUUACAGCCAGACAUUCACUGAUAUGUGGAAAAGUGUUAUGGCUACUAGCAAAAAAAUAAUAAUAAUAAUAAAAGGAUUCAUAAAGUCAGAUUUCUGGGAAUAAAGUUGGAAUUCUGGGAUUAAAGUCAGAUUCUCAUUCAUCAUUAUUAUUUCCCAGAAGCCCUUAUCCUCCUCAAUAGAUAUCAGUUUUAACUUGUUGGGAAAAACAGGUUUUGUGGGUACAAUACAUGUUAUUUACCAGCAUGAAGUUGCUACUAGUUUACUUUGCGCACUGAGCACAUUAAUUAGCAUAUGGUCCAUUUUGAGUUGCAUUAAUCUACUUUUUCCGACUCAAAGCACAAAUUGUCGUAAACCCAUUGCAACUAUAAGUAGAGGGAUGGGAACUGUAAUUCUUGGCUGUUAUAUCGGAGAACAAAAUGGCGAAGCAGCAACAGUAACCCAGAACCAUUGUCGUCAAACAAAAACAUGUACCAAAUAAAACAUUUAAAACUUGUCGCAUAAAAUCUUCCAAAACAUUAGAAAGAAAAGCAAAUCACUCAGGAGUAAGAAGGAGCCGGGAUUACAUUUUUAAGUAAAGACUAAAAAUGACCAAAGUAUUGUAGUAAUUAUUGAAAAAUACAAUUACGUCAAUGUUAUUUGUAACAUUUAAAAUGCCUUGACAUACCCUUAGCAGGAGAGCACGCGCCCCUUUUUAAUACUCCAUCCGAACAGGUGUUUUACUCCGAGGUACACAGUUUUAACUAAAGCCUCAAGAGGGCGACAUAGAGCUGGGAAGAGAGAAAAAAAAGGAGGCGAACGAAGCUAGACUCGAUGUAUCCUCCCUGCGAAAUGAAUUAUCCCCACAGGGAAAAUUACAAAUCUCUCUUCACUCCGUUCCCUAAAAACAAGCGUUGUUGUUGUUGUUCUUCUUCUUCUUCUUCUUCUGCUCGAGAUUUGGCUUUUUUGUGUGAAUGGCGCCACCCUUUGGUUGGGUGUUUUAUUGUUGCUGUCGAAGAGGGCAGUGGGCGCAGUUUGGAGCAACAGGUUCACUGCGCCACUUCCUGUUGCACCACAAGUAAGGGGCUUUUUACCGAAAAAUGUUCGCGACUGAAAAUUGGAUUCAUUCUGAAAAGCGGACUUUGGUACCAGUAACCGGGCCACGUAUGUUCAGGAGUUUUUGCUCAAGGUGAAGCCAGUCUGUCUCUUGUGUCAGUGACCCCUACACUGUUUAUUCCACAUUCCUUUUGUCUCAGCGACCAGUUCUAUCGGGAGACAUUUGAAAGCCUUAAGCAUCGUCAUGACUACUUAUUCACCGUGUUUACAGCUGCAUCAUCACAAAGGUGGAUAUUCCAUCAGAAACAUGCAAGAUGGCACUUUCUCUCCCCCUCCCCCGAAAGAUGCAUAUGGCUGAAGAGUGGAAUGGCUUGCACUGUGACUGAGUCUCUACAAGCACGCACUGUGGAAACUUUGCUAAUGUUUAUAACAAAUGGUUUGUAUAAAAAGAGAAUAAAACUGCCUUUUCCCCAUUUGCUUUAAAAAGCAAGAUAAACAAACCGGGUAGUCGUUGCUUUUUAUUAUUUUUGUUGUUGUUUUUCUUUUUAGUCUAACUUGGUUAUCCAGGCCGUUUCUUCUUGUGGAAUUUCUUUCGUAGAUGAUUGUUGUACCUUGAUCCUCUGACGUAAUCUCUUCCGAUUCAAGAUGUCUUCCUCUCUAUUUUUCACAAACGGCAGCAGUUCAAUGUCGGUUCCGUGUCAGUGGGAGCCUGUUGAAGUAAAAAAAAAGCAAAAACAAAGCAACACUGAUAUUUUUAUACACUUUUUUUUUCUGAAGGAGGUUUGCUGCUGGCAGUAACCUACAAACACACGGACUGUUUAAAACAAAAGGAACAAACACAAUCUACUUCUGUUUUCAGAUGUCCUUCUGUCUCUCAUGGCAGGUGGAUGGAGUCAGCUGACUCUUCUAGCUAUAAAAUCACAAGAACAUACCUCACAGUUUUACUUUGUUUUGCAGCGUCGGUGCAGAUUCCCUCCAACCCUUCCUUUCCCAGCUUGUCAUUGAGCCUCUAGUUUUCCAAAGUUUGGUGAAUUCCUUUCAAACAGAUAAAUCUUUCAACUUCCUUUAGGCUUUGGCUACAGCAGGGUUUUUUGGGGGUUUUUUUUUCUAAUAAAGGGAUUAAGCCAACUGCUGGUUAAUGGAGUGACCUAAAAGGGGAAAUGAUUAGAACACAAAGUCUCAGUUUUGUAGAAGACAUUAUCCAGUUUGGAUGAAUCUCUCUUUUUUUAUAUAUUAUUAUUAUUAUUAUUAUUAUUAUUAUUAUUAUUUUCUUUUCUGCUUUGAGGGGCAACAAUAUCUCAACCACACUAAUUCAGUUAUGCACACUGUACAGGAAGUGGAUGUGCUGUAUUUUUAUGUUUUAUGAUGGCUCAUUUUUCUACAAUGUUUUUUUUUUUUUUUUUUUUUAAAGAAAAGAAAAAAGUUCUCUUAUUAAAGCUUUAGUUAAGGUCAUUUGGAAGAACUGUGGAAUUAAAUAAUAGCUGCGAACGGCUGUUUUUUUUUAUAUAUAUUUAUAUUCUCAGGUGUCUUAAAAUUGUAAGCAUUGGAGUUUCAAAAUUUUCCUGUGCAGCACCGAUGUAUAAGCAUUUUAUUACUUUUGUUUUGCUGAUUAAUUUAUUACAUAUCAAAGACACAUCAUUUAUGUGGUUUGUUUUCAUAACUCAUUUUGUAAUAUGGGACUGUACUAAUAGUACACUGUUUCAGUGUUUGUUUUACUAUUUCUUUUUUCUUUUUUUUUUUUAAUAAAAAGUCUGACGUUCAGAACUUGUUGUUUGUGUUUCCUUUUGCUUUGGCUGAUGAAGACCGUUAAUGCACCGUAUAAUUAACACAGAAAACCUUCUUAUGCUGUGUGAAAUUAAGAAAAAAAAAAAAGAUUUCUUAAAUAAUUUUCUAAUGACUAGUUCUUCUAUCUCAGAAGCCUACAUCUUAAAAUGUGACUUAAAAAAACUCUUCACUUUGCUAAAACAAAUGCUUAAAAUCACCAAAGUUUUGCAGUAAUUAUAAAAAAAAAUAAAUUAAGAGAGAUGCAUCAAUGUUAUUUGUAACAUUUACAAAACUUUGACAAACCCCUAGUUCCCCCUUUUUCCAUUCUAUUUUCUCUCCAUCAGAAGUGCUGUUUCACUAGGCGGUCCAGUUUUCACUACAGCUGAGAAGAGAGACAAGAAGAACCAAUAGAAGCCAGAAUCGACGUAUCCUUCUUGUCUUCCCUGAGAGAUGACUUAUCCCCAUUGGAAAAAAAAAAAGAAGACAAAUCUCUCCUCAGUGUUCCUUAAAAACAAGCGUUGUUAUUCGUCUUCUGCUAGAGAUCUGGUCCUUCGUGUGUAUGGCACCGCAAUUUGGAUUUCAUGGUACAUUACAGUCUCUCCAUUCCAAUUCUGAGAAGCGCACCUAUCCUUCCUGUAUCAAAUUACCCCGACAACAAGACA
Messenger RNA from Gambusia affinis (western mosquitofish), 6497 nucleotides. RefSeq lists its product as uncharacterized. The transcript is spliced from 2 exons. Bases 349 to 1110 code for a protein of 253 amino acids. Gene Ontology annotation, biological process: regulation of transcription by RNA polymerase II. Gene Ontology annotation, molecular function: RNA polymerase II cis-regulatory region sequence-specific DNA binding; DNA-binding transcription factor activity, RNA polymerase II-specific. NCBI's taxonomy places the organism in Eukaryota, Metazoa, Chordata, Actinopteri, Cyprinodontiformes, Poeciliidae. The record is from RefSeq and is a predicted model, not a curated record.